Messenger RNA from Amphibalanus amphitrite, 1766 nucleotides. RefSeq names its product heart- and neural crest derivatives-expressed protein 2-like. The coding region runs from base 296 to 967 and encodes 223 amino acids. Lineage: Eukaryota; Metazoa; Arthropoda; Thecostraca; Balanomorpha; Balanidae. The transcript has a single exon. Gene Ontology annotation, molecular function: protein dimerization activity. The record is from RefSeq and is a predicted model, not a curated record.
GUCGUGUGGCGAGCGUCCAGACUGGUGGCUCGUGCCUGCGGACAGGUCUUAAGCUGGGCGGCGGGUUGGGCGCGCUCAGUCGACCGCGGCGCGUGUGACCGGUGGGUGCCGCUGCGUAGCUCCCCCGGACCAUCACCGGCGCCGGAGAGGUGUGAGCGCUGAGGUGUGUAGAGGUUGAGUCAGUCGCGAGCCGCCUGUGGACCCGCGGGCUGGUGAGGCGGUGUCUUGUCGGUGGUGAGCCAUCUGGAGGUAGGAGACGAGCAGCUCCGCUAGCGAGGAGAGACGAACCGAGACGAUGACGGCCGGUGACGCCGCCGCGGACUCUGUGGCUCGGCUGGCUGAUGUCAGCCACGAGGUCAACAACAACACGGCGCUGAAGACGGACGAGCAGUCGGACUCGGCCGUCAGUGCCGGCGCGCUGAAAUACAGCCUGCGCGCGCGCAGCAUCAAGAAGAGGAUCGAAACGGAGCACCGUCAGGUGGAGCCGAAGGUGCGCCAGCCGCGGCCAAAGGCAAGGCCGCCCCCGCUCAGCAAGUACCGCAGGAAGACGGCCAACGCCCGUGAGCGCGACCGCAUGAAGGACAUCAACUCGGCGUUCGAGCUGCUGGAGCGCUCCAUUCCGGAUCUAUCUCUACGCACGCACGCCGAGAAGGUGACCAAGAUCACGGUGCUACGGCUGGCCAUCAACUACAUCAAGGCGAUGACGGCGAUGCUGGACUCGGACGCCGAGAGUGCGGCAUGUGACAGUCCCUGCGGCCCGUCCAGUGUCGGCUCUUCUCCCUCUUCCGGUUCCUCCGAGUGGAGCAGCGGCAGCGACCUCCCCGACCCACUGGACAACAUCGAGGGUCUCACCGACUUCCAGCUGCCGGGCGGCAUCGACAUGCUCAGCGACAUGCUGGACCUGAAGAACGACAGCGACGGCAUCGACUUCAGCUGUUCCGACUUCAGCGACCUCCCCAGCCCCUGAGCGGCGCUCGGUCGUUGACGGGGAACUUGUGAUCAGUCGGCGUUGUGACAUUUUGUGACGCGUAUUUUUAUGACAGUUUUUGUGUCGUGUGACCUGUUUGGGGCUGCGAUGAGGGUCUAUUCUAUUUGCGAGUUGUGACGGUAUUGCAUUGUCUGUAAAGGAUUUUUAAUCCGCUGACUGACGCGUACACUCAUGUGCAUAAUUUGUGACAUAAUUGGCACUCGUAGAAACGAGCUGCGAAAAGCAAUUUCCUUUUUAUCUCAGACGUUAUCUCGCGCGAGUUGAUGGUAGCAGUAGGUGAGAGGUAUCACCUCACGGGCAAUGAAGGUAAGUUUCAUGGCCCUGUAAACCAGUGUCGAGCGGCGCCGCCGCAGCACUCUGCCGCAGGCCACCGCCAGCCGCCGCCGCCACUGCCCCCACCCGCCGUCCAGCGAGGGCGCACUCUGCAUAUCUUCACCCGCCGCUCGUAGUGUAACGAUAGCCUAGCAUAUCACGCCAAUCUAGUCGGUAACUUUAAGGCCCGCCGCGCCGGCCGGCCGACCGAGCCUGGUUCCGGUCGGUCGGCGCGGCGGAGAGCGCUGAUCCGGCAUGAGGAGCACGCGCUCCGUAAUUGCAGUGUGCGUGCGCAGCCGGCCCGCUGCAGUGUUCAACAGCGUCCGUGGGCGUGCGCGGCGUAACGCACGCGCCAAAUGUGUAAAAAUGGUUGUAAUGCCUGUGCGGUGGGUGUUGAAAGUGUCUAUUUGAUGUGUUUCUGAACACUGUUCAGGUGUUUUUACCUCAAUAUCAAGUGUGUUUCUGA